AGAGAAGUAGUUUGUGGUCCCGUGAUACCGAGUUCAUAUUUCUUCUCAUGUCAUUUUCUUCGAGAAUGAGUUCUUCCCCACGACUAACCUACCUGAGAGUUGCUGAUGCUUAUCUACUCAACCGGACUUGGUCUUGGGGCGGCAAUGAACAGUGUCGUUGGUAUAUUGCCAACCUCCUCUCCUGCUUCCCAGUGUGCGUCCAUGAUGACAAGGGGAACCCCGUGUCUUGGUCUGUCACAGACCAGUUUGCCACCAUGUGCCAUGGCUACACCCUGCCAGAGCUUCGCAGGAAAGGUUACAGCUGGCUGGUGGCCCACGCUGGAUUCCCCUCUCAGGGCAAUGUCCUGGAUGACAACGUGUUCUCCAUUAGCCUCCUAAACAGCAUCCAAGCCGAGUUCUUGCCUUGUCGAUUCUAUAGGCUUGUUCUCACCCCUGCAGCUUUCUCUGGGCAAGUUCACCCCUAGCCCAUUAGAACUCCAGGAAUUUUCUUCCUUUUUCUGAACAUAACACAUGCUCCUUAGCUGUCAAUGAGGGGAAAAAUUAAAACUAGA
This is a messenger RNA of Balaenoptera ricei (Rice's whale), 551 nucleotides long. RefSeq names its product glycine-N-acyltransferase like 3 (gene GLYATL3). Gene Ontology annotation, molecular function: glycine N-acyltransferase activity. Lineage: Eukaryota; Metazoa; Chordata; Mammalia; Artiodactyla; Balaenopteridae. The record is from RefSeq and is a predicted model, not a curated record. Gene Ontology annotation, cellular component: mitochondrion.